Messenger RNA from Pieris macdunnoughi, 771 nucleotides. NCBI's taxonomy places the organism in Eukaryota, Metazoa, Arthropoda, Insecta, Lepidoptera, Pieridae. The record is from the annotation of a GenBank genome assembly.
AUGCCGCGAGGCAAAACUUUAAAAAGACAAAGUAGGAAGAUGGUGUAUGACGUUUACAAGUUUAUGGCGAAAGAAGCGGAGGAAGGCGUCGGCAAUUUGAAAGCGGUACAAAAACGUACCGCUGCUGCCACUCAGACAUCACUUAUCACGGUGAAGAGAAUUGUGAAGGAAGCAAAUAGCUCCAGAUUGCUGUCCGUGUUUCGUACUCCGGGAAAAAAACGUCCGAGAUCAAACCCCGUAACCGGCAUGGAUGAUUUUGAUAAAGGGGUGAUCAAACGCUGUAUUCACAAUUUUCAUGUAACAAAUAAAGAACUCCCUACAAUUAAAAAGAUAAAAAAUAAAUUGCGUGAUGACAUCGGAUAUCAGGGAUCCGCAACCAGUUUGCGCAAAAUUAUAAAAGAUCUUGGAUUUCGGUGGAGGAAGACCGAAAAUAAUAGAAAAAUUCUUAUUGAAAAGACCGAUAUACGCCUCAAAAGAAUUAAAUAUAUAAAGGAACUCGGAAAAAACCGUCAAGAAGGCUGCCCUAUAAUAUACACAGACGAGUCAUAUGUGCAUUCUACGCACACAACAUCAAAAGGUUGGUCUGAUCUGUCAUCGGAAGGACUAAAAAAACCAAUUUCCAAAGGUCAGCGGGUUGUCAUCGUGCACGCAGGUUCUGAAGAUGGUUUUGUUCCAAAUGCCUUAUUAAUGUUCAAAUCAGGAACAAAAUCAGGGGACUACCACGACGACAUGAAUUUCAUUAAUUAUAAAAAUGGCUUGAGACACAAUUGA